Messenger RNA from Effrenium voratum, 3480 nucleotides. The record is from the annotation of a GenBank genome assembly. Lineage: Eukaryota; Dinophyceae; Suessiales; Symbiodiniaceae.
AUGGCAGAGUUGGAGCAGUUCUUUACGCAGGCAAGAGCUGUCACACAGGCAGCUAUGGAGACGGCACAGGUGAAUGCUGCAACGGUGCAAAACCUGAUUGCGGCCCAGGUGCAGCAAGCUCAACCGCAGCAGAGUGAUCCGGGAUCUCUGUUGCAGGCAAAGGAUCUGGCCAAAGUGUUGAGGCAGCCCAAGGAGUUCAGACCUGCCACUCGAGAAGAAGAGCUUUCGCAGUGGAAGUCAUGGAGCUGGGAACUUGAGAAUUACCUUAUGGCCCUUGACCCUGGUUUCAAAGACGAUUUUGAUUUGCUCAAACAGCAGACGAUGCCGGUCCGAAUGCUGUCAGGUAGCAACCCAUCUGGAGAGGUCGAAGUGAUCCUGGACAGCGGAUCCGACGUGAGCAUUUUGCCGGAGGCUUGCAGCGCACGGCCAUCAGAAGAGAAGAAGGUUGGUUUUGAGCUUGCAGAUGAGAGUGGAGAGCAAAACAGUGGGCCUGUGGAUGAGCAGCAGCAUGUGCCAGCGCCGCUCUCGCUAGAUAGCGAGUUGGCGCAGAAAGACACUGUGCCCGGACAGCCAGUUGUUGCCGAAGUGAAGAUUGAUGAGGUGGUUUUGACAGUUGAUUCAACUGUGAAGGUUUUGAGAGAAGCUUGCAAGGCCUGGGGCCUCGGCAUGUCAGGUGGAAAGAAGCUGCUAUUUGGGCGGCUUGUGGAGCACGACAAGAAGGUGCGUCUGCAUCAGAGCAGAGAGCUUGCUUUGCAGAGCAAGCCAGAUGAGAGAGAGGUUGUGGAGGUUCCAAGAGUUGCAGAACCUACACCGGAGCAGGUUGCGCAGCAUUCGGCAACGCAUUUGCCGUAUGAGAGCUGGUGCCCAGUUUGUGUCAGCUUUCGCGGAAGGGCUGACAAGCAUCCAAAGCGGUCCUCUACUAUCAGGGGAGUGCCGCAUGUGGGCAUGGAUUUUUGCUUUACGGGCCGUGAGGAGGACUCGCAGGAGAAGUUGCGCGUGCUUGUUUUGAAAGACAAGGACUCGAACAUGAUCGAUGCAAUUCCGACACCCGGCAAGGGUGGAAAGGCGACCAAGCACUUGGUCACGGAGGUGUGCAGAUUUUUGAAUGCACUGGGGCAUCAUGAAGUGGUGCUCAAGGGAGAUGGAGAACCAGCGAUUGUGGCUCUUCAGAAUCGCAUCAGUGAGAUGAGAAGCAAACUUGGGAUGCAUACGCAUUUGCCUCAGCAGUCCCCACCUGGGGACCAUCAGUCAAAUGGGAUGGCUGAGCAGACAGUUCAGCAGACACGUCAGGCCUCGAUGCUGCUGGAACAGUACACGGCAAACACGAAGUGCCAGGUGAAGACACAGUUGGAGUACAAUCCGCAGAGAGGCAUCACGCCCUUUGAGCAGGUCGCUCAGGCGGAGUACCGCGGCAAGACCAUCUGUUUCGGAGUCAGUCACGCAGUGGAUUCUGCCCAGGCGGGGCAGGAGAUGGACACAGGCAGUUCUCAGCCGGUGCCAGCAGCAGGCAGCGGUUCAGCGCAAGUGAGCAGGCCGGCAGAGCCUGCUGAGCUGGAGGAGCAGCGGCCUUUGAAGCAGCCGCGCGUGGAGUCGCAGAAGAGACAGAAAACGGUAGCAGCGGCGAAGGUUCUUACCGCACCGCCGUUUUAUGCAGGUGAUGUGAAGCGUGUGGUUGGAGGUCAGCAACUGCACCACAUGGACACGCAUGUGACGGGUGUUCUCACGAACGAGGACGCGGAGAUUUUGGAGCAGACCUGGGAAGACUGGGGAGGCUCUGAUUCGGAGGAUGAUGAUUUUUCAGCUGUUUCAACUGCAGAUGUUGAUAUGCAUACAGAAGUGGAGAAAGCCGGAUCGCCUGGCGAAAGGAAGCCAGCCGAGCCAAUGUUUGCAGACAUUGAUCCGGAUGAGCUGUAUUUUCCAGGCUCGCAAGACGAGCCCGAGUUUGAUUUUGAUACGUUGCAGCAACUUGAUGCCAAGGACCGGUCUCAGCGGUACCGAUCGGCCACUGGCCUAUUGCUGUAUUUGGCUCCAGACAUUGCGCAGGUAGCCAGCGUUGGUACAAAAUGGAAUGUGGCAGAUCUUGGAACGAAAGCGCUGAGCAAGUGUCGUAUCAAGUUUUUGCUGAAUCUUUUGAGCGUGCGAGAUGAAUGCCAAGACUAUGCUUUGGUCGGUGAAGAAGAAGUAGAAGAGGAGUACGUGAAGCUGCACCUCAAAGGUGUCAUCAGGAUCACGUUCGCGCGACUGCGGCCCAGACGCGAAAAGGUCCCCAAGGUCAGGCCGAUUGACGACUACACUGAAAGCCUCAUCAACUUGACGAACAGCAGCAGUGAGUCCAUCGAAGUGCGCGGUAUUGACGCGGUAGUGUCUGGUGUCGCUCUCAGAAUUCGUGCUGCCAAAGAACAAGGUGUUAGCGAGAACCUCAACAUCCGCACCAUGGAAGGAUGGGAGAUCGCGGACGACAAGGGGUCUGCUUUUGACUCCUGUGCAGAGGCGCUUGGCGUGAUUUUCGACCUAGGUAACUGCAAUUCGGGCAUAGUGUUGAAAGUGCCUAGUGACGUGUCAAUCAAGCAAGCCUUGGGCAUUGUGGACUUGCAGCGCUUCGCAGAUGCUUGUUUCGUGCAAGGUUGGUCUCGUGCUAUCAAUGCUGACAUCUCCUUGAAAGACCUCUUCAUGGUCAAAACAGCAAUCGACCACGACACGAUUGCCGCAGAAGUGUAUGCAAAGAAUUUCGACACUGAAGUUACUACGACGGUCGAUGCAUUUGAUUCAGAACAUCCAACAGCACGAGAUCUGGACGGCAAGCCUACCGUGUCAACCGUGGAGCUCGGCGUCCAGAAAGGUCGACUUGCCACGGCCAUGGCUGCGUAUACCACGCAGCAUGAUUUGCCUGAUGACCUUUUGCAAGAAAAAGGUGGGGAGAUUGGCAUCGCUUCGGAAAUCUCCAGCAAUGCCACUGGUGUCAUGAUCGGUACCUAUGACCAGCUUGUACCGACGCUGUUUCAGCUUCUCUGCCACCCGAGUGUGGGUAUCAAGAACUUCCGCCGCGUUAUCUUGGAAGAUGCAAAGCUCCUGCGCCGUAUCUGUUUGCAGAAGCCGCGCUUCGCAGAGGCGGUGCGACGCUUUCAGAAAGCAGCAGACUUGCCCCUUCGGCCGGACCAGAAGAUGCAGCUUGUUCAGUUGAUGUUGCGAGACAUCGAGAACCAGGCGGCCUGGGCUAUUCCGCAGCCUGAAGAUUCUGAGACCAAAGCAGCAUUCUACCACGAGGGCAAUCGCCUCGUGGAUGGUAUAGCCAAGCAGGCGGACAGCAGCUGCAUGAGUGACUUCAACAGGCGCCUGCUGUGCAAUGCGGAGCCACCGAAGGACUGCCGCAGACCAGCGAGCCCGCCAGAAGGGGCGACGAAGGACAGCACGGUUGACAAGGGCAUCAAGAUGCGCGACAUCUUUGGCAAGCGGAGGAUGGAGUGCGCAAACUUCACGUAG